AUUUCCACGAGAGCACGGAACGGCUUAGCCGCAUGCGCACCGGUACACUUUACCGGUACUAUAGACCCAUUACAAUCGAGGCAGAGCUAGGAUCUAUUCAAGAAUAGUCAAACAAGUAUAGCUGCUAUAGCUGCGCAACGAAUUGUAUUUCCGCGGGGGCACGGCGGCAUGGACACGCUCAGCACAACAAUCGAUACCCACGUCGGGGCCGGCGCGAGAGCAUCAUCGACAUCGGAGCCCCAGAAACACCAAAGCGACUUCGACUCAGACUACACGACGCUCAAUACACACGCGCCGCAGUUCCAAGGACUGGCCUUCACCUCGCAACCUGAGGCACGCCUUGCAUCGGGCUCAACUACGCCCAACCAAACGACCUCCAGAUCAGGGGCAGUGGACGUUCCUAGAGCUCAAACCAAACCGCAAUCUGACUUGAACAGUGCUGCCGGGUCCUACCCUUCUCCCGAUUUGCUCUCGGCCUCUUGGGGCUCAGCCACGUCUGCCUCGUCUAAGACGCCUACUCGUCCAUCGAACGUCGUCGCAGAAGGCGCCUCGUCGUGGACAGACCCAAACGCAUCUCCCAGGCUUCGCCCGAAAGGCAGCUGGACUCACAUCUUCAGCCGGCCAGCUCUUCCUUCUUCAUCCCCGAGCAACGCUGGCACAGUCAAUUUGAGCGCUUCCUGCUUGGCGCCAACGACAGCGGGAGGCCUAUCUUCGGCAAGAGCUUCUGUGGAGAGCCUCGGCGCUAGCCAAGCUGCCGAAGCUACCUCUUCUCGCAAAGCACCAAGACACAGCAGUAGCUUCACACGCACUGUCAAAGACAUCGUUAGCGGGAGGCGUGGCUCCUUGCCCUACACCGGGCACAGUCAGCAGCAAGACGCGUCUCACGCGCCCUUGUCUGGAGCGUCGACGCCAAUCGUCACCAUCGACGACGUGGAUUUCGACCACGACGACGACCACGCGCAGCUCAGUCGAUCGGCCAGACAAGCGCAAAACAUAUCGCUUGGAAUGCAUGAAGGCGAUGGCGGGCAGCCUAGCUCCUCACAACCUCGAGGAGGCACCCAUUCAGACAUGCUCCAGGUAGAUAGCGCCGAACCUGCACUACAGGCCAGUGAUGCGCCCUCUUACUCGAUGGAUGAUAGCAGGAGCGAUGCUACAGCCACGGGUGCCUUAUCAGGGCAGGAGGGCACAGAACCGGUCGAAACGCUCAACGACAGCGCCGCUGCGCCCGACGUAGGUCCAGAGAAGUCAAAGAGUGCAGGCCCGCAGUCUGGGCGGCCACCGUUGGUCACACCCGAGGGCGGCACUAGCACAUCUUCCUCCUUGCUGCGACGCUUCUCUGGCGGCAUGCUGAGUGAAGAAGCUUUGCGCCCCUCGUCGUACUCUCUGCUCGGCGGACCACGCUCUGCCAAUCCUUCAGGUGGCAUCAGCGGAGCUCUGAUGCAAAUGAGCUCCAGCUUAGGUGCGCCGGGUGGGGGAGGCGCAGCUGCGAUACAAUACCCGCGCACUGCUGGCCCAUCGACUGGAGCCACCAGCUUCAAUAAUGUAAUGGCGCAAUAUGAUGUUCCCCGCUCCUCUAUCCUGUUGAAUCCCGGCCAGCGCAAAACAGUGGUGGACGACUGGCGGUGGGAGUCUGUCGGGGCAUCACCUCCUGCGAAUGACGAGACUCGACCUCCUCUGACAAUCAGGCGGGUGCCUGUUGUCGCGUCUGCUCGGGAGCGCCGAGAAGCCGCGCGCGAAGCAGCAAGGGCGCGGGAAAUUGCGCGAGAGAAGGAACGAGAGCGCCUGAGAGAGAAAGAGCGGGAGGCGGAAGAAAAGGUGUGGGGAAUCCCAAAGAAGGCGUUCUACAUGGGCUUGCCGGACCUAUCUUUCAAUGCGCAGGCCAGCAUGCUGGCGGGCUGGGGAAAUGGAAGCGGAACGACGGAUUUUCGUCCCAUUUCUCGAAUCAACCGGUCAAGACCCAACAGCGCCCAUGGUCGCUCGGGAAGCUACAGCUCCAUCACUUCGGAUGCAGCGAGGAGGGAGAGCUUGCAGAAGGACAGGGAAAGAGACCGCCGUGAGCGCGAGUUGGAGCGCUUGCGAAUCGAAGAAGAGCAAGACGCUGCCGAAGAGGAGCCAAUGGACCCAGAGGAGCUUGCAGCUUUGAACGCGAUCAUCAACACGCGUAGAAGUGCUGAGGCUGCCAUGGCCUUGGCAAGCGGGCAGCUCAGAUUCGGCUUACCGCUACGAGCACGAGCGCAGUCGACGCAUUCUACAGACUCUGCUGUGCUUCGAGAUUCCAGAGACGCCAGCGCUACUAUGGAUGUGGCCGACCAAAGCUCGCCAAAGCGACCCAGCAUAGCAGGCGGGCGCACCGACAGUCGAGAUUCUGUCCCAUCGCUUGCUUCAACGCAAGUCGAAGACGUUUCGAGCGUGUUUCAGCAUCGUCCAAGUCUCAGCAAGAGGCGGAGCACUUCGCAGUCAAGCAAAGGUCUAGGUCCACCGAAGAUCCGUUUUGCACCUCUGCCGCAUCCCUUCGGAAUGCUUCCGCCAUCAUUGGAGGAAGAUGUCGAGAAUGGAGGGGGAAGAAGAGGCUCCAAGGAUUCUUCGAGCGGCAAAAAACACGCGGCUGAUGGUGAAAGGGUCCUGCAGAACUUGGCGGCUAACGGCACACUGCCAAAGAUAGAUGGCAUGAGCAGCGCAGCCGAAGACAGUGACACAAGCCGCGCAAUGCGACGCUGCCGAUGCUCAACGCCCAACAAGCCGCUGAAGUACGCCGUCGACACGAAGAGGAAGUUGCUGCUCUAGGGGCUGAAGUCCUUGCAAAUAUUGCGCGAAACAAGGACAAGAGCAAGGGCGUAACUUCUCCGGCGCUUGACGACACGCGUCUUUCCAGUCAUCUCGCCAAUGCUCAGUCUC
Molecule: messenger RNA, 2895 nt
Organism: Ceraceosorus guamensis
Lineage: Eukaryota; Fungi; Basidiomycota; Exobasidiomycetes; Ceraceosorales; Ceraceosoraceae
Exons: 3
Coding region: 169-2784 (871 amino acids)
Source: RefSeq, a predicted model, not a curated record